Messenger RNA from Fopius arisanus, 2809 nucleotides. RefSeq names its product centrosomal and chromosomal factor corto (gene corto). The transcript is spliced from 2 exons. The record is from RefSeq and is a predicted model, not a curated record. Bases 1530 to 2699 code for a protein of 389 amino acids. Lineage: Eukaryota; Metazoa; Arthropoda; Insecta; Hymenoptera; Braconidae.
CUCGACACUCGACGUCGCGAUAUCGUCGGGCGGUUGUGAAUAAUUUUUUUUUUUCACCACUAAAUACAGUGCUGGUGAUUUUUAUUUUAUUUGAAAUUGAAAAGAAAAAAAAGGCCAAACACCUGGAUUUUAACGCUGCAAAACUGUUGAGUGUUGAUAUUUCUUUUAUUUUUUAUGGGUUGUUAAUUUGAACGUUGUUUGAGAGACUAUUAUUGGGAAUGUGCGGUUAAUAUUUUUGGAUGAAUGAGAGUAGCUGAGGGUGAUAAAAACGAAACGUACAUAAAAAUUGAGAUUGCCAGCGUGAAGAAACAACGUGCCUUUUUGUGUGCUGGGUGAUAUAAUAAAAAAAAGAGGAGAGGCUGGUGUUUGUGCGGUUAAUCUUCCGGAGGACGUCAUUUGCCGGUGAACAAAGUAAAAUAACAUAGCUGUGUUAUCCCGGGGAAUAAUAGGAUUGUGGCCGUCGGUCGGAGGUGGCCCUGGGUGAUUCUUCAUUAUUUUUUUCUCUUCCAAUCUCUUUUUUUUUCCGCUGGAAAAAUUGAGAUCCCGUCGGGGAAGCCAGAGAGCAAUCGACCAUUCCUCGUGCCCCAGCACUGACAGCUGAGAAUUCAGGGCAAUUUUUUUUUUUUCAAAUUGAUCAAGCAUUUGUCACGAUCAAUCAGACCUCGUUGAUUAAUUACCAAAUGCCUCGAGGGCUGGGCCACGUGUAAAGCAUAAGAUAAUAAAAAUAAGAGGGUGACAGUUCUGGAUAUAAUGUACAUUGGUCCGAGUACUGAACACCUGAUUUUUAUUGACAGCAAUAUUUCAUAAUCAUUAUAAUACAACGUAAUGAUAAUAAUCGUGGAGAGGAACUAUUGAGUGGAGCUGAAUGAUUAUAAAUAGUUGGUGAUAUCCUGAGGAGGAGAAAUUGGGGAAUGGAGGGCGUGUGAGGCCUGGAAAAAGGACAGGAAAAAAAAGGAACGAAAGAGGAGAAAGAGUAAAAAGAAAAGUCUCCAAGUCCGAAAGGAAGCGAUAAGGGCGAGGACCGAGGCAAAAACCUGGGGGCGCAGCUGGAAAGGAGAGGAAAUGCCUGAGAGAGAGGGGAACAGGACCUGCUGGUAGUUGUGGCCGCGCCUCGUCGAACGCUGAAAAUCGAUCUCACAUUUGAUAUCCACAGCGAUACAAUUACCAAUCACCACCACCGAGGAAUAUCCAUUUUUAAGAGUAUCCUCAGAAUCACCAUUGGCCAUCCCUUGGAGGCCAUCGUCGAGGCAACAUACUCCAGUGGAAAAUAUCCUCUCAUUCUGGUAAAUCGAUACGCAGACGUCUGGCGACUCCCACCCCUCGGGAUUCAAACAAAAACACAUCACGAAUUAUGCCACAUCCGCAUCCUGGGCUGUAGCCUAUCAAUCGUUUAAUAACACGAGAAGGAGGAUGAGAACGUGACGCAAGUUGGCAGCCGAUUAUCGGCCAGCAGAAGGGCGUCACCGACGAUCGAGGGUGUACGAGGGUGAAUUGAUCAUCCAGAGGGUAAAUUAAAAAAAUCAGAUAAGAUGGCGGCGGCUUGCUACGAGAAGGAGAUCUCCAUCGAGAGCAUGAGUCUCGGUACGAAUGCACAUCAUUUUCAUCAUCACCAUCAUCAUCAUCAACGAGUGAAUGGCAAUCCAUCGACACCAGUAUCCACGAGUCGUCCAGGUACCACUGGACAGACUAUUCUAUCACCGACGGCCAGUGAAAUAGUCAUACCAACUAGCCCAUACAAAAAUGACAGCUUCAAGGAUUAUGCACAGCCACUGCACGUCGAUUGCAGCGUUGAGUAUGAAUUGCCAAGUCAGGCAAAACCACCACCAGGAGGUGGUGAGCCACUUCUUAUGAUUCAUCCGUGUUACUACAGACGUGCCGAGAGGGAGAGGCGAAGUCCAUUUGUGAAUAAUCUACCACCGAUGGGUACGUCGGUAUCGAGUAGAAAAUCGAGGGGACGAGAUAGUGUACAUCCAGCUAGAACUGGUGGUGAUGCUGGUGCUGUUAUGUCAAUAGCAACGGCAACAGCUGCCGUUACAACAACAUCGAGUGGUAAUAUUCACAUUGGUGACGCCCUGACAGCCUCGUCACCAUCGAUCAAUACACUCCAGAGGAGGAUACGUCUUGAUGACUGCAGUCAGGAAACUGACAUCAUGAGAGAUGAUAAGAAAAGAAUAAAUCAGCAGAGAAAUCCAGUAUUUACGUCAGUACCAGUUGCUAAUCCAGCGAAUCUCACGACUGCUGAUGAAAAAGCUGUUAUAUCUGGAAUUUAUCAGCAUUACUUCAGGGCUAUGAGAUCACAUCAGCCACAUAUUCAUCAGGAGGAGCAUGGACAGGUGACACAGCAGCAUCAUCAUAUUUAUGAUGAUCAUGUUGGAGCGGCUAGUCCAGCACCAGCUACAUUUCUCCAGAAUUUUCAGGUUCCUGCUGAGCCUGUAUCUACCACCACUAGACGACGGAGUCAUCCUUACAGGAGGGGAUGCUCUGGGUCUAGGGGUAAUAAUACUGGGGGCAUCAAUUCGUCUGGAUCCAGUGUUUAUGCAACGGCUAUGAAUAGGCACAGAGAGGCAUCACUUCAGGCACUCAGAAUGGCUGCUGCUGCUGUUGCUGCUGCUGCUGCUGCUGCCACUGGUGGCAAUGGAGCUACCACUGGGGGAUUCUAUGAGGCACCUGCGUACAGAGCUCUAUUACCCAGGAGCUAGGACCUGGUUAAGUGCUGUCGUUGGAAUUUUCGUAAGGUAUCGACGAUUUUAAGGAUUGGAAUUCAUCUGGGGAUUGGACUCUGGGUUGUUGCUGUUGUUGGGUGUUUGUG